CCCUCCAUUGUGGAGGGCCGUCCACUGUCUGCCUCUUCUCCACCUUCAUAAGUUCGCCUUUGUUAGGCAUCUAAGGGAUAGAGGCAACUCAGGAGCAACCAUGAUUCUUCUUCUAGUGCUUCAACUACUGGUUUCGUGUCUGAGAGUCUCGGAAGGCCAACCACCCGUUCCGGGCGUAAUCAUCUUCGGCGACUCCACCGUCGACGUCGGCAACAACAACAAUCUCCUCACUCUGGUGAAGGCCAACUUCCCCCCUUACGGAAGAGACUUCCUUGAUCACUCACCGACAGGGAGGUUCAGCAAUGGCAAACUGGCCAUCGACUUGACGAGUGCUAAAAAUCGUUGUGUUUACGCAAUCUACCAUUACAAAAAUUUACCUUUACUUUUUGUUCACGGAUCUGCAGUUGACUAUCUUGGAUUCACUUCAUACCCUCCUGCUUAUCUCGACAAGGAGGCAUCUGGGGACGACUUACUGAAUGGUGCCAACUUUGCUUCUGCUUCCUCAGGCUUCCUGGACUCUACGGCGACCUUAUAUCGAGCUGUGUCUCUAACGCAGCAGCUGAGAUACUACAAGGAAUACCAGGCGAAGGUGGAGAGGAUUGCCGGAAAAGCCAAGGCGGCAGAGUUGUUUGCCGGAUCCAUCUAUGUUUUGAGCACCGGAAGCAGUGAUUUCUUGCAGAAUUACUACAUCAAUCCCCUGCUCCGCCUUGUGUACUCCACGGAUCAGUUCUCCGACUUGCUGCUGCUGCAGUCUUUCACCAAAUUUGUCCAGAACUUGUACAGUUUGGGGGCGAGACGAAUAGGCGUGACGUCAUUACCGCCGGUCGGCUGCCUUCCCGCGUCCAUCACAUUGUUUGGCGGCCUAGGAAGAGGGUGUGUGGGGCGGCUCAAUGAUGAUGCAGUGGCUUUCAACAGGAAACUGAAUGCAGCAGCUGAAGCCUUGAAGAGGAGCCACCAGGGGCUGAAGCUGGUUGUCCUGGACAUCUACAACCCUUUUCUAAACAUUGUCCACAACCCAGAAGACAACGGAUUCGUGCAAGUGAGGAAGGCAUGUUGCGGAACGGGGACACUCGAGACAUCACUGCUCUGCAAUGCAGCAUCACUGGGAACAUGUAGCAACGCGACGGAGUACAUGUUCUGGGACAGCUUCCACCUCACGGAGGCAGCCAACGUUAUAUUGGCUGAUGCUCUUCUACUUCAAGGCAUCGAACUCAUUUCCUAAUUGUAUGUCGAGGCAUAGCAGUGAUGCGAAUGGCAUAAGCAAUCGUAGUGUGUGCAUGGAGAAAAGGAUAUUAACAAUCUCCUUAGUAGUAUGUGUACUCAGGGCUGUCACUAGUCAAUAAGGAAAGAGGUAAGGAGACCUAUUCACCUUCCUAUGUGAGAAUCACUUGAUAGGGCAGGCCCAAUUUUGCUCCAAAAAAUUGUUCAGGAGAAUGCUGUAAAAGCAGCUUCCUCUUAAAUUAUUACCAAGCUUAGUUCUUCCUCUCCA
Molecule: messenger RNA, 1489 nt
Organism: Zingiber officinale
Lineage: Eukaryota; Viridiplantae; Streptophyta; Magnoliopsida; Zingiberales; Zingiberaceae
Product: GDSL esterase/lipase At5g03810-like
Exons: 4
Coding region: 101-1222 (373 amino acids)
Molecular function (GO): hydrolase activity, acting on ester bonds
Source: RefSeq, a predicted model, not a curated record